This is a messenger RNA of Phytophthora infestans T30-4, 731 nucleotides long. RefSeq lists its product as hypothetical. Lineage: Eukaryota; Oomycota; Peronosporomycetes; Peronosporales; Peronosporaceae. Bases 65 to 607 code for a protein of 180 amino acids. The transcript has a single exon. The record is from RefSeq and is a predicted model, not a curated record.
GAGAGCAACUACACACACUGAGCAAGUAGGCAACCAAAGCAACAAUCUUCUCCGGAAAGAGAACAUGAGCCAAAUCCCAGAGCGCGAACAGGCAGCGAGGCAGCACCACGAGACCAAGGGGCAGCCCAUAGAAAUGAAUUUUGAAUUUCAUGAGCCUAGUCCAACCUCGACCCCGAGUGACCAUGACAACGACCCGAACAAGCAAACUGGUAACUUUAAUCUCAACGAAAAGGCGACGUCGUAUCAGGAUCAAAACCAGCAGUCUUCCAGUCCCAAUGACCCAGAAGGCCAACAGAACAAUCGUGCCUUCUCUACCUACACAUUCAGUAAAUCGUCCAUCCUGGACGACGAAGGUCGACAGGUGGCGAGCAUGCAGGGCCGCUACGAGGACUCGUUGGGUCGUAUGAAAGCUGUUCAGGAGCGCCAGAUCGAUGGUACGAAGUUGCGCACGACGUGGAGCAGCAUGUGCGAAGGUCAGCCAGAGACCACUUGCUCGAGUGGAUCACCGGAAGAGUUUGAGGCCCAGUGGCAGCACACGCCCUUUGGUGAGGCGCAGAAGGCCAUUCAGGAGCACCAACAUCAGCAGCAAUUGGAGCGCAGUGGGUAGCAAUCAGGGGCAAGCGACCAUGUCCAACUCGAAGUGAGCUAUGGGCGGGGGUCGAUGAGCGAUAUUGCCUAAUGAAACAUUAGGCUCAUAAGAAAACAAAAAUUAUAAAUGUGUGCCAUUCAAC